AGGCCUGUGGCGGUGGAUGUCUAGAUGGGGGAGGUUGACGAAGCGCAGGGGCGUGACGCGUCGCUCUGCAGCAGCGCUCACUCGCCUGCGGGAGAAUGGGAGAGAGACACAGAAAGGGAGGGAGGAGGAACUUGAAAGAAAAAAGUUAAAAUAAAUGGCUUCCUUGUCUUUGGAGUCCACAGAACAAACUGAAAACGGCCCGAAGGAGUCCACGCAAGAGGAAGCCAAAGUGAAAGAGGAGAUUGAUCCGGACGAAGUUUCGGAACAACUGCUCCAAAGCUUCCAGAACGCGGCGCUCAGUUUUUCCACCGAUCAAGUCGCGUGUCUGUGCGAAGCGCUCCUGCAAGCGGGCAAUGUGGAUCGCCUGUGGAGAUUCCUCUCCACCAUCCCUCCUUCGGCCGAUCUGCUACGUGGCAACGAGACCCUACUGAAGGCCCAGGCUCUGGUUGCUUUCCACCGGGAGGAGUUCAACAAGUUGUACGCCAUCCUGGACAGUCAUGACUUCCACCCGAAUAACCAUGGGUUCCUUCAAGACCUCUACUUGAAGGCGCGCUACAAGGAGGCUGAGACGUCCCGGGGUCGCAGUCUGGGCGCCGUGGAUAAAUAUCGACUGCGCAAAAAGUUUCCUUUGCCCAAAACUAUUUGGGACGGAGAGGAGACGGUGUACUGCUUCAAGGAGAAGUCGCGCAAUGCUCUCAAGGAGUGUUAUUUGAUCAACAGGUAUCCCACCCCGGUCGAGAAGAAGAAUUUAGCCAAAGUCACCGGACUUUCUUUGACUCAAGUCAGCAACUGGUUCAAGAAUCGCCGGCAGAGGGACCGGACCCCCUCCGGUACCAACAGCAAAAGUGAAUCUGAUGGAAACCACAGUACAGAAGAUGAAGCCAGCAAGGGAGAUCUGGAUGAUAUUGCUGACAAACCUGCUGCUCAAGAGACAGGCAGCUCAAAUGCUUCUCUUAUAUCACUCUCUGGGGCUCCUUGCAGUACUGGUCAGCUUAUUCUCAACAGCACCGGGGGAUUCCUUACAAGCUCUCAUCCACUGCUGCUCAAUGGGAGCCCUAUACUCUCAGGGGCAGGAACGGGGGUCAUCAUCAAUGGGCUGACACUGAGCGAUGGCCACACAGUCACUCUCAGUCCUGUUACAGCUAAUGCACCAUUGCUACUAAAUGGAGCUCAAGUAAUCCCCAAAGAUGACCGGGGCAUCAAUGAUAUAGAGGCCCAAGGCAGCCUGCCCACUGUGGUUCUGAAUCCCCAAGCCAGUCUAACUAACACAAUACCUCUCUCGCUCAGCGAGGAUGCAAAAACAGCCAGCAGCAACGUCUCUCCAUUGGAUUUCAUCAGUCUUCCAGAGGCCUUGAAGAAUCCAGAUAACACUCAGUCACUGCUUACAAACUCAGUGACCUCACCCAUCAUCUCUACUUCUGUCAUCUCUCCCACAUCUCUUUCUUCGGUGGCACUGGUCCCAAAUAGUAUUCCUGCAUCAACAACUGGCUCCAUGAGUUCAGUCAUCUCCAGUCCCAUGGUGCCACUACUGCCCACACAGCCACCUGAAAUUGUUGUAAUAGGAAAAGCCGAGUCUCAGUCACCAAUUCGCAGCUCCAUCUCUAGCACUCAGGUGCUGUCUUUACCCCAGGUGGUUCCAUCAAUACAGGGCAUUCCAGUUUCUCAACUGAUGCAGCAUCCAUCUGGGGCCACAGUGUCAUCCUGCCCCCAGCUUGUUCCAGUCUCCCCGGUCAAUUCACAGUUACCCCAAGUCCCUAUUCCUCAUUUUCAGACACAGACCUUGCACAUUGGUCCAAGAUUUGCACAAGCACACCCCCAAAAUGGCUCGAACACAUUAAGCACCAGUAGUGCUUUAUCACUCCCCCAGAUGGCUGAUGGGCAGAUUACACAAGUGCUUACACCUCAGCUAGGAGACGAAUCUACUUCACAUACCCUUCCACAAAUACAGACCUCCAUGGGAACACAAGUCAUUCCCAUCUCCUCGCCGACUCAAGUUGUGCCCAUAUCCCAAACCAAAGACUCGGGCCAACCUCAGCUGGUCCCCCUGUCACUGCCCCAACUUAUGCCUGUGUCAUCCAUUGCGGGAACUCCAACUGGAACCCUGUCCUUUCCUCAGGUGGUCCCAGGAACACCAUCUCUCUCCAUUCCGUCCCCUGGAGGUGCUUUCCAGAUUCUGACCUCUGGAUCUGGAACAGGAUUGAGUGUUGCCCAAGGACCAAUACGCCUUAGUCCAAUAGGGCCUCCUCAGAGUGUCCCUACUGGUACCAUCCCAGGUGUUCAGCUUCUCAACUCUGGGGUGAUUCAGUUACCUUCUGCCUCUCCAGGCAACAUCCUACUAGCAGGUGGCAUUGGGGGCAGCCCCAUCCUAAGUGUUCAAAAUGGCAAACUCAUCCUCACUAUCCCAGCUGGUAUCCAGUUCGCCAGCAUGCCUGUCAAGUCCGUCCCAGACAAUUUGGUCUCAAAUACCCUUGAUCCUCAAACCUCACCUGUACAUCCACUUGAAAAUCAACCAGCACCUUCACUCACUGCUCUAACCUCAAAUUCACUACAAUCAUCUCCUUUGGGGUUUGUUGGCUCCUCUACACUUUACUGCAGCCCUGAGCCAGGAACAAUUGCCAACCCAACCCCAGGAGCCUCUCCUGACACCCCAGACUCUUCUAGCACUCCCACUCCUACAAGUGUCCUACAAUUCCAGCAGACCCUUAGCCCUGAUAGCAUGCUCCCACUCAGUCCAAUAUGUAGCGGUGUGGCAACUGGCCACCAACUCUCCCAGCUAGCCUGGAGCCCUGUCCCGCUGUCCUCCUCUGCUGGUCUGACAUUAUUUGACAUGCGUGGGAAAGGAGAUCUUCCAGAGGACCCUGCUUUGUUAGGAUUGCCAGGAGGAGAAUCCCUACUGUUGGGCACUCCUCCUCCAGGCGAAGAUGUAGAGAGAGAUUCUCAACUGGAUGAGGUGGAGGACAUGGAUGGGGACUCGAAAAUUCUGACACAACUUCAGUCUGUCCCUGUGGAUGAUGAUCUGGGUUUGUAAUCACUAAUGCUUCUGACAAACUACUAGAUGCAGUUAAUGUUAAAUCUCAAACUGCAAGACUUGCAUUUGACCGUGUCCCAGAAGUGCGAGGAACUAUGAUUUAUGACCUCAGAGG
Molecule: messenger RNA, 3143 nt
Organism: Cyprinus carpio (common carp)
Lineage: Eukaryota; Metazoa; Chordata; Actinopteri; Cypriniformes; Cyprinidae
Biological process (GO): regulation of transcription by RNA polymerase II
Cellular component (GO): nucleus; transcription regulator complex
Molecular function (GO): RNA polymerase II cis-regulatory region sequence-specific DNA binding; DNA-binding transcription factor activity, RNA polymerase II-specific
Source: RefSeq, a predicted model, not a curated record